GUAAUAACUUCCUGUGGCAUAGGGAGCUUGAAAGGAAGCGCUUCCGGCAGCCUUGGCCCAUUAAUCAAUAAACUAGCCUCCUAGGCUGGAUCUAGUCGUCGCCUCGACCCUGUCAGAGUCGGACAGCCGCGUAAACCGCUCCUGGCCCACGGCGGACAAAGAGUUUGCACCUUCACACAAUGUCUGGUGUUCAGUGGGUGUGUACUGAACCUGGAGUCAUAUAGGCAAUGAAGAGGCAAAUUGGAGACACAGCAAGCCUAUGAUCUACAAUUGCCAGAGGCUUAAACACAUUACCUUAGGGUAUCAUCUACAUUAAACCCGAGAGCUCUUCUCUACUUGCUCUAAAAUGUUGAGAUACUGGGGAGAGAUACCAAUCCCAUCAGGACAGACCAACAGAAGCUCCUUCGAUCUGCUCCCACGGGAGUUCCGCCUGGUGGAAGUCCAUGACCCACCCCUGCACCAACCCUCAGCCAACAAGCCCAAGCCCCCCACCAUGCUGGACAUCCCCUCAGAGCCGUGUGGCCUCACCAUCCACACCAUUCAGUUGAUCCAGCACAACCGACGUCUUCGCAACCUCAUUGCUACAGCUCAGACCCAGAACCAGCAACAAACGGAAGGUGGAAAGGCUGAAGAGAGUGAGCCUCUUCCCUCUUGCCCCGGAUCACCUCCUCUCCCUGAUGACCUCCAGCCUUUAGAUUGUAAAAAUCCCAACGCACCAUUCCAGAUCCGGCACAGUGACCCAGAGAGUGACUUUUACCGUGGAAAAGGAGAACCAGUGACUGAGCUCAGCUGGCACUCCUGCCGACAGCUCCUCUACCAAGCAGUGGCCACGAUCCUGGCCCAUGCAGGCUUCGAGUGUGCUAAUGAAAGUGUCCUGGAGACCCUAACUGACGUAGCUCAUGAGUACUGCCUUAAGUUCACCAAGCUGCUGCGCUUUGCCGUGGACCGGGAGGCCAUGCUGGGACAGACCCCUUUCCCUGAUGUCAUGGAGCAGGUUUUCCAUGAAGUGGGCAUUGGCAGCAUGCUCUCGCUCCAGAAGUUCUGGCAGCACCGCAUCAAGGACUAUCACACUUACAUGCUGCAGAUUAGUAAGCAGCUGUCUGAAGAAUACGAAAGGAUUGUCAACCCUGAGAAGGCCACGGAAGACACUAAACCUGUGAAGAUCAAGGAGGAACCUGUGAGCGACAUCACGUUUCCGGUCAGCGAGGAGCUGGAAGCUGACCUUGCUUCUGGAGACCAGUCCUUACCCAUUGGAGUCCUCGGGCCUCAGAGUGAGCGCUUCCCAUCCAACCUGGAGGUGGAGGCUUCGCCACAAGCUUCGAGUGCAGAGGUAAAUGCUUCUCCUCUGUGGAACCUGGCUCAUGUGAAGAUGGAGCCUCAGGAAAGUGAAGAAGGCAAUGUGUCUGCACAUGGGGUGUUGGGCAGCGACGUCUUUGAGGGACCAAUGUCAGGCAUUAGCGAAGCGGGGAUCCCUCAGAGCCCCGAGGACUCGGACAGCAGCUAUGGCUCCCACUCCACUGAUAGCCUCAUGGGGUCCUCCCCCGUUUUCAACCAGCGCUGCAAGAAGAAGAUGAGGAAGAUUUAACUGCAAAGGCCACUCCCAGUCCAGACGUACAUCAGCAGAAAACCUUGAUGUUUAGAGUUUCCAUAAAUGGUGAUUGGAUUCUAAUUCUUUUUUUUUUUUUUUCUGUUUUUACGAGACAGGGUUUCUCUGUAUUGUUUCGGAGGCUAUCAGUCCAGCCCGGCCUCGAACUCACAGAGAUCCGCCUGCCUCUGCCUCCCAAGUGCUGGGAUUAAAGGCGUGCGCCACCAACUCCCGGCGGAUUCUAAUUCUUAAACACGUUGGGCUUUCCUAAUUUCAGAGAACAGGCUCUUAGCCUGGUUACAUUUCAUUUUAGAGUCGUUUUUGUACUUUUUCAGAACAACUAAGCCACUACUCACAGACAGAUUGUGAUAAUGGCAGGAAUCAGACCAAAGCACUGUCCCCAGCUGUUCUUUUACUGUGUGCCAACACACAUUUCUUGAGCGCUCCCGUCAGCCAUGCCUCUGACACAAUUGAGAAGAAUCAUGCCACUCUGAUAUUCCCUGAGGAGGUGCAAAGCUGAGAUGUUCUGCUUAAACAUCAAAGCUUGAAGAUUCAUGUAAAUAUAUGCCAUUAUAGAUGUCAGGUUUUCAUUAAUUUAUUCUGGGUCAAGUCACUGGGAAUCCAGUAGUAAUGCAGGAAAUACCUAAGCAUAACAAAGGUCAUCAUAAGUCAUGUUCCCAAACUAUUUUUGCUAAUGAGAAGCCUGUAGUGACAGCUGUUAUCCCACAAUUCUUCCUUUCCUAGGUUAUUCCAUCCAGCUUCAUCCUUUCUACUUUUAGUAUGCUUUCUGCUGAUAAAAGAUUUUCAAAUAAUUUUCUCCAAGCACAUUUUCCAACUGCUCAUUUUCUCCUUUGUGAAGGAUGCAAACAGGACAUGCUACAGUUGCUGGAUGGGCAGCCUUUGGUUUGUUUCAGGUGGUUCUUGUUUAUUUGUUUUGUUUUCUUUAAGAAGACAUUUGAGGAGCCGGAGAGAUGGCUCAGUGGGUGAAGACACUUGCAGCUUGAGUUGGGACCCACAUGGUGUAAGAAGAGAACAAGGACUGAUUUCUCCAAGUGGUCUAUGGCCCACACGCAUGCCAUGGUGCAUGCCUGAGCACACACAUAAAUUACUUUUGAAAAAAGUCA
Mesocricetus auratus (golden hamster) is the source of this 2709-nucleotide messenger RNA. It is a transcript of the gene Supt7l, whose product is annotated as SPT7 like, STAGA complex subunit gamma. Gene Ontology annotation, molecular function: protein heterodimerization activity; transcription coactivator activity. The transcript has 6 exons. The record is from RefSeq and is a predicted model, not a curated record. NCBI's taxonomy places the organism in Eukaryota, Metazoa, Chordata, Mammalia, Rodentia, Cricetidae. Bases 347 to 1585 code for a protein of 412 amino acids. Gene Ontology annotation, cellular component: SAGA complex.